Molecule: messenger RNA, 765 nt
Organism: Lodderomyces parapsilosis
Lineage: Eukaryota; Fungi; Ascomycota; Pichiomycetes; Serinales; Debaryomycetaceae
Exons: 1
Coding region: 1-765 (254 amino acids)
Cellular component (GO): cytoplasm
Source: RefSeq, a predicted model, not a curated record
AUGAGUCCAAAUACUAAAGGCACUGCCAACUCGGCCGAAGAUGAGGCACCACCUCCAUACGAAGAAGCAGUCAAGACUGGGAUCCCAGUACAACAACCAUCUACAGGAACUAGUUCAAUCUCAACAUCUCGCCCCGCGGCACCUCGUCCGCAACAGUAUUUCCAUACAAACACGCAAUCACACACGCUGUCGCACACACAAUCACACUCGUUGCAUUCAUACAACCAUUCACCUGCGCCUGCGCCUCCUCGUCCAGGAACAAGUUCAGGGUCGAGCUCAAUUGCAUCUGGUCUUCCAUUCAAAUACCCCAAGGGGUUUCAUUGUCGGAAAUGCAACAAUACCGGCUACAAGCUCAAAAACGGCAAGACAUGUAAAGAUUGCUGGGAAAGAUUCAGUCCCCGAAACACCAGCAAUUCCGUCAAUUACAAUUUCCAACCACAAUACUUUGGAUCCACGACAUUUAUCCCUUACGGCAGUGCACCUGUACCCAACCCACAUCCAGGGGGGAGAGCUGGUGGCAGCGGGAGCUUUUUCAGCACAGCUUCUACGGUUCCGUUGCGUGUUCCACCAGGUGAUCCGAGGUUAGGUGGUGUGCUUUGUGGUCGAUGUAGAGGUUCAGGAAUGGUUCGGUUUUUGUUGGAUAUGGAAUUGUGUCCUGUUUGCUCUGGGUUGGGCAGAGUGGUCAAUGUUCCUGCUAUGCCGCAUCCGCCACCCCCGCCACAACAACAAGCUUAUAACCAUUAUUAUGGAGAUCGAAAGAGGUAA